GGUAACCCACCCACCCACCCACACACACCCCCUUCGGGUCUCUUGCCCCACCGGUGCCAUGCGCUUCUCUUCGCUCCUGUCGCUCCUGCGUCCCGUGGGGCCUGUGGUGGUUGGGGUGUCCCUUGGUUUCACCCUUAGCCUGUUGAGUGUGACCUGGGUGGAGGAGCCGUGUGGGCCCGGCCAUGGCAGCUUCCGCGAAGGGGGCCUGGAGCAGCAUCAGCAUCAAGGAGGGCAAGGCAACGCCGCCCGCAAACCCAAUUCCGUCUCCGGGGGGCUAGGCACCGAGCCCGAGCAGAGCUUUGAGCCCCGCGUUCUGCCCUACAAGCCUCUGAACCCAGGGAAAGCGACCAAAAAAACCAUCAGGACCCGAUAUAUCAGCACAGAGCUGGGCAUGCGGCAGCGUCUCUUUGUGGGUGUGCUGACCUCAAAGAACACGUUGAACUCCCUGGCCGUGGCAGUGAAUCGUACGCUAGGCCACCGGCUGGAGCGCCUGAUCUACUUCACAGGCACCCGGGGGCGCAAGGUGCCCCAUGGCAUGACGGUGGUGACGCACGGAGAUGAGAGGCCCAUAUGGAACAUGUACCAGACUGUCAAAUACGUGAUAGACCACUACCUGUCUGACUUCGAUUGGGUGUUCCUGGUGCAGGAUGAUACUUACGUCGAAGCCCAUCGGGUGAACCACUUGGCCUCUCACCUCAGCAUUGACACUCUGCUCUACAUGGGCCGACCUGAGGAGUUCAUUGGCGGGGACACUCAGGGACACUACUGCUACGGCGGCUUUGGUUACCUGCUUUCUCGAGCUUUGCUCCUGCGUUUGCAGCCUCACUUGGAAAGUUGCCGGAAUGAUAUCUUGAGCGCACGCCCUGAUGAGUGGCUGGGCCGCUGUAUCAUCGACUACACGGGAGUAGACUGCGUGUCGGAGCAAGAGGGUUUACGCUACCAUUACUUUGAGCUUGGGAAGAACACAGACCCUGAAAAGGAGAGUGAUCCACAAUUCAAUGCUGCAUUCACUGUUCACCCAGUGCUGGACCCUCUCCAGAUGUAUCGGCUGCACAGACAUUUUGCUCGUGUAGAGCUGGAGCACACUUACCAAGAGAUCCAGCAGCUACAGCUGGAGAUCCAGAAUACCAGCAGCCUUUCUGCAGAUGGGGAGCUGAGUAGCACGUGGCCUAUAGGCAUUCCUCCACCUUUCCAGCCAAAGACCCGUUUUGAGGUGCUUCACUGGGAUUAUUUCACCGAAGAGGCGGCUUUUUCCUGUGUGGAUGGGGCUCCCAAGUGUGAGCUCCAAGGGGCAGACGCAGCUGAUGUAGCUGACGUGGUUGCCGCGGCCGUGGAAGAGCUGAACCGCCGAUACCAGCCGGUGCUACAUGUGCGCAAGCAGCAGCUACUAAACGGCUACCGUCGUUUCGAUCCUACCCGGGGCAUGGAGUACACCUUGGAUCUGCAGUUGGAGGUUGUGACCCAGAAGGGGCACAGCCGUUCCUUGGUCAAACGUGUGCAUCUCCUGCGCCCUCUUAGUGAGGUAGAGAUUAUCCCCAUGCCCUAUGUAACAGAAGCCAGCCGGGUCAAUGUCAUCUUGCCCCUGACAGCCUCAGAAAAAGACUACGCUGCCCAUUUCCUUGACGUUUACGCUGCAGCAGCCUUUGAGAACUCCGAGAAUGCCGUGUUGACCUUCCUCUUCAUCUAUGAUCCUUUCGAAGCCCAGAAGGUGGCUCAGAAUGAUGUUUUUGGGGCGGUGAAAGCACACAUCACAGAGUACGAGCGGCGCCACCCUCAGGUGAAGAUUCCUUGGAUUAGUGUAAAGACGGACGUGCCCUCCCAGAUUAAGGUGAUGGACAUCAUCUCAAAGAAGCAUCCUGUAGACACGCUCUUCUUCGUGGCUGGAGUGAGCACUGAAGUCACCACUGAGUUCCUUAACCGAUGCCGCAUGAACACCAUCAACAGCUGGCAGGUCUUCUUCCCCAUCCAUUUCCAGGGCUACAACCCCACAAUUGCUUUCCACAACCAGCCUCCCCCGCUUUCUGGCUUAGACCUAGUGCGCGACGCUGGCCAUUUUGAUCGCGAGGUUUUCAAUGAAGCUUGCUUUUACAAUGCUGACUAUAUGGCGGCACGCACCCGGAUGGCAGCCGAUGCCCAGGACAACGAGGAUCUCCUGGAGACCAUGGACAUCUACGACCUUUUCGUCAAAUACUCCAAUCUGCAUGUCUUCCGUGCGGUCGAGCCUGCCCUCCUGCAGCCCUUCAGGCCCCAGAUCUGCAAUCCCCGGCUGAGCGAGGAGCAGUAUCACCGUUGCGUGCAGAGCAGCUUGGAGGGCCUGGGCUCCCGGUCCCAACUGGCCAUGGUGCUCUUCGAGCAGGAGCAGGGCAACAGUACAUGAGGCCAAGCUCUCCCCUGCCUCUCUCAGCCCAUCCGCUUCCCUACGUUCACUUCCUGACAUGGCAGAGGAGAGCUGAAGAUGACUGCUUAGGCUCUGAACCUCGGGUGUCCUGGCUGGCUUUACAGAUGGCACUGGGGAUGGUGGAAGAGAAUGGAAAUGGGCGGCGUCCAAUCCCACUCCGGGGCUGUCUUGCUCUGUUUGUUGAGGAGAAGCUCGACCUCUCUCUCAGGCGACAAGGGCUGGCAGGCAGGAUGGCUCGGGGCCCAGUUCCUGCCUGGUGGCUGCCAAGACAGCUAGGAGGGUUCUCAGAAACAUCAGCAAAGAUGGGGUGGUGUUGAUGUGGAGAGGAGGCUGGGUGUCUGGUUUGUGGGACCACUGGGGGACGCAGUGCUAACCAGCCCCUAAGGAUUGCUCGGUUUGGGGAGCAACUAAAUCAGUCUUCUGGACUUUGGUUUGCAGCUGCUCAUUAAGUGGGUGGGAGGGCUAAGGGAUCCCUGUUGUAUUCUAUUUGUCCUGUGACACUCUUCAUGGAAACCGUGACUCGGGCUGCUUUAGCCGCUGCUUAGGAUCAAAGGGGAAAGGGAAUGAUUGCAGCUCUUGCAAGGAGAGCUCAACUGCCCCUUAGGUCAGGCUGGUUCUGGCUCUGAGGGGUCAAGCCCCAUUUCUGCCCUGGCCUGCUGCCAUUUUGUUUUCUGCUGCUGUCUGCAGUUUUGUGUAGGUCUCGCAGCCUGAUGCCCUUGCCCAGAACUCAGAGGGCCAUGUGUUGGCCAGCCUGGCAUUGGAUCAAGGAGCUGGCAAGCCCAGAAUGGAGGGAAGAGAUGGAGUUUGGCUCUCCAGUGGGAUUAUAUUUAACGUGACUUCAGCGAUUAAAGAAAAACCCUUACAUUUUAAUAAACUGGAGUGAAAAGCAAGGUGCGUGUUGAUAAUUUUUCUGUUAUGGCUCUGUAUAUGGCAGAGAGAGAUUGUGGAGCAGAUGGGGACUAUUUAUACAAUGGAACUUCUGGGAAAUCAGUGUGCACUCCCUAAAACUGGAGAAGAGCAGCUGGAUCUUUUAAAUGAAAGAGUCCGAAAAGAACAGCUGUGGAAUUAGCAUCUUAGGUUUUACUAUAUGUCUAAAACUACGGAAAAACGGAUAAAACUAACUGCUGCCUAUAAAUCGCAGUCAGCCUUUGGCUAUGCUGCUUCAAUUUUAUAGAAUAUUCUCCAAGCCUAUUAUUUCCUGUUGGAGAAUAGUUAUCGAUAAGAGUCUUUGUAGUCAGUGGGAAAACUAAAAAUGGAUUUGGAAGCUCAGUUGAAAUGGGAAGACGAGUCCACAAAAGAACCUGUGGAAUGGAAAGAUAUGAAGGACUGGGUAGAGGAUAGAUGAAGACACCGAAGCUGAAGGAAGAAGAGAGGAAAGUGUAGGGCAGGGCUCCCCAACUCCCGGGCUGUGGCCAACUACCAGGCUGUGGCCUAUUUGGAAUUGGGCUGCGUGAGUGACUGGUUGGAGUGCGUGCGUGCACUCAACUCAAUUUCUGCAAGUGACAGGCCAGUGGCCACUCAUGCACAUUUGCGCUUGCUUGGCACUCGUGCAAGUUGAGCUGUGUGCAUAUGCGCCAGCCUGCCAUUCGUGCAAGGGCUGAGUGUGCGUGUGUACCGGCCUUUUACUUGCAUGGCUCAGUUCCCCUCUCCCCCUCCCCACUUCAGCCAUGCUGGUAAGCUGCAAAGGCUGGGGACCGCUGGUGUAGGGGAUUUCCAGGCCCCACCUUCAGACAUGCUGCAGUGGAACACCCGGGAAUCUCAGGAGGCGUUCAAAACAUCCCUGCGUUGCCCAACAUGAAAGCGUUAUGUCAGUUUAGAAGCGCCACUCCUGUAAGCUUCCCUCAUCAUACACAUUUCAUAGAAAUGCAUGACACUUUCUUUGAAUUUGGGGAACACGUGCACAAUAUUGAGGUUCAAAAAGGGAGAUUACAUUUUUCAUAGCCUCUUUUGGGUGCUGCUGUGGCUUUCCUGCUGUAAAUGUCUUGUUCCAAGAUUCUUUAACACGGUGUUUUAAAGCUAUACAUAAUCUAGGUUAAUUGUCGAGAGCUUGCAUCCAUAUAUAUGGGGAAUUAAACAAGAUCAUUGAUCAGGGCGCAGAAUAUCUUAAACUCGGGGCUGGAGAUAGAAUGGAACCAGUGCUAUUCAGUGCUGUAGUGUAGAAGUCACAAAAUUAGAUUUUCUUGGAACAAUUUUGUGGUGUUGGAAGGAAAGCUGCAGCUCACCCAUAUGACCACAGAUGCUCUGAAUACGUUUAAGAACCUGCAUUGCCAGCAAGAACAAGUUGCAUAGGAUAUAUGAGAAUAAACUCUCCUUUUUACCUGGCUUGCCUCUUGAUGUCUUCGUAGAGACAUCCCUGUCAUUUUUACACCAAAUAGUAAUGGAAUAGUUUGCCACUGUCUUCUCCCAGGAUGACUUUUAAAGAAAAAUACCAAUCUAUCUUAUAGUUUUGAUAUUUUCUGGUGGUCUCUUUUGCAAAUACCAAGCAAGUCGAAUCCAAGUUCUCUUUCUGGGAUUGACCAAGGCUGACCAGUUUAAUGAAGCCAAAGUGACCUCUAGUUUUCAAUUGUUUGCUUUCAAGUGGAAUGUAUCUGUGUAUAUCUUGCAUCAAAUUCAGAAACAAGUGGGAGGCCAGAGUUGAUGGGAGUCAUUGGGACACAAUUUGAACAUUUUUCAUUUAUAGGCAAGAUUGGUUAAUAGGUCAGUACCCUAUUUGUUAACAAUCUUGACAACAUUUUGGAGAGCUCAUUAUAAUAAACAUUUCUUUCACAUUUACUGUUCAAUGUUUGUUAAUAUAGGGAAAUGAAAGGGCGUCCUGUCACCCAAAUAAAGAGAGGGAUUUAAAAUG
This is a messenger RNA of Pantherophis guttatus, 5243 nucleotides long. RefSeq names its product chondroitin polymerizing factor (gene CHPF). Gene Ontology annotation, cellular component: Golgi cisterna membrane. Gene Ontology annotation, molecular function: glucuronosyl-N-acetylgalactosaminyl-proteoglycan 4-beta-N-acetylgalactosaminyltransferase activity. NCBI's taxonomy places the organism in Eukaryota, Metazoa, Chordata, Lepidosauria, Squamata, Colubridae. The record is from RefSeq and is a predicted model, not a curated record.